CCAUUACCUGAUGGGAAUGAACUGACACCCUCUAAUCACCAGAUAAGUGGCUGUGUUUCCUUUCAUCUCCCAGCCUCGGGGCUAUCUUUCCCAACAAGUGAAGCUUAUUAAGUCUUUUCUCAGCUGUUCAGGCUGAUUUUCAAAAAUGCCAAGUAGGAAGUUUGCCGACGGUGAGGUGGUGAGAGGCCGGUGGCCUGGGAGUUCACUGUAUUAUGAAGUGGAAAUUCUGAGCCACAACAGCAAGUCCCAGCUUUACACGGUCAAAUACAAAGACGGAACGGAGCUGGAGUUGAAGGAGAGCGACAUCAAGCCUUUAGCUUCCUUCAGGCAAAGGAAAAGUGGCUCCACUUCCAGUUCUCCGUCCAGACGACGAGGGAGUCGGUCAAGGUCGCGCUCCCGCUCCCCCGGGCGCUCCCGCUCCCCCGGCCGCCCGGCCAAAAGCUCCCGCCGGUCGGCCUCUGCUUCCCACCAUGUGGACAUCCAGGAGAUGCGGAAGGAAGUGCUGGAAGUGAAGUUGACUCCGCUGGUGCUGAAGCCGUUUGGAAAUAGCAUCAACCGGCACAACGGGGAGCCCGAGCAGCGGGGGGAGCCCGAGCAGCGAGCGAGGAACGACAUGCCGCACAGGAGCGCGCAGGAACAAUUCCCUUUGUCACAAGAAAGUAGUUAUACAUAUACACAGCAUAGCCUUCGUCCAAGAAGAGAAGAGAGCAAAUUUAAAAAAAUAGACUUAGAGGAAGAAAAAAUUGUUACAAAAGGACCUACAUUGUUGAGAACCUUUGAAGUGACAGCCACGCAGACGAAGGACUUAGAGUUUGGAGGAGUCCCUGGUGUGCUUCUUAUCAUGCUCGGCCUGCCUGCCUUCCUCUUCCUGUUGCUGUUGCUGUGCAGGCAGCGGGAGCCCGGCCUUCUGCAUUUCCCGCCUCCUCUGCCAGCUCUGUCUGACCUGUGGGAAGCCAGAGUGUUCGGGGCCUACCUCCUCUGGUUUUCUGUUCAGGCUCUGUUCUACGCGCUGCCCAUCGGGAAGGUGGUAGAAGGAACGCCUCUGACUGAUGGAAGAAGACUCCAGUAUAGACUAAAUGGGUUCUAUGCUUUCAUCCUGACGUCGGCAGCCGUGGGAGCCGCUCUCUUCUGGGGCGUGGAGCUCUGCUACGUGUACCACCACUUCCUCCAGUUCGCCCUGGCGGCCCUCGUGUUUGCUGCCGGCUUGAGUGUUUAUCUCUACGUGCGGGCCCUGCGUGCGCCCCGGGGGGACCUGUCUCCGGCCAGCUCUGGAAACGCCAUCUACGAUUUCUUCAUUGGCCGCGAAUUAAACCCUCGGAUCGGGACUUUUGAUCUCAAAUACUUUUGUGAACUGCGCCCCGGACUGAUCGGAUGGGUGGUGGUUAACCUGGUGAUGCUGUUGGCUGAGAUGAAGCUACAGCACCGCGCGGCUCCCUCCCUGGCGAUGGUCCUGGUGAACAGCUUCCAGCUCCUGUACGUGGUGGACGCGCUCUGGAACGAGGAGGCCGUGCUGACCACCAUGGACAUCAUCCACGACGGCUUCGGCUUCAUGCUGGCCUUCGGGGACCUGGUGUGGGUGCCCUUCGUCUACAGCCUCCAAGCCUUCUACCUGGUCCUCCACCCCAACCACCUGUCCUGGCCGCUGGCGGCGCUGAUUGUCGCUCUGAAACUUUGUGGAUAUGUAAUCUUCCGAUGUGCAAAUGCUCAGAAAAACGCAUUCCGGAAAAAUCCCGCUGAUCCAAAGCUUGCACAUUUAAAAACCAUUCACACGGCAACGGGCAAGAACCUUCUAGUUUCCGGAUGGUGGGGCUUUGUUCGCCACCCCAACUACUUGGGUGACCUCAUCAUGGCCCUGGCCUGGUCCCUCCCGUGUGGUUUCCAGCACGCGCUGCCCUAUUUCUACGUGGUGUACUUCACCGUGCUGCUGGUGCACCGGGAGGCCCGGGACGAGCGCCUGUGCCGGAGGAAGUACGGCGUGGCCUGGGACCAGUACUGCCAGCGCGUGCCCUACCGCAUCCUCCCCUACGUGUACUAGCCUCGGCGGGCCGGCCCUGCUCCCCGCGCCGCAGGAGGAGGUGCACACGAGGUUCUGCCCAUGUUUGAGCCAGGACUGUGGAGCUGUCUUAGUAAGUCUUUCACUGUAGCCCCGAGUCUGACUUCUCACCGUCACGUUUAGCACGAGGAAGAACACAGACGUUAGGACUCUGCGUUGCAUUCUAACAGGAAACUCUAGUCCGUAAAAAUCUGCAAACCAAACAGUCUUCUCGAUGCCCCGAGAGAACACUCUGGAUGUUUCUGGGUCUGAUCUUGUUUUCUAGUUGGUUCUUAAGGGGAAACACUGUUACACUCCCAGUGUGUGGUGUUUCACUGCAGCACAGACUUCCCCUUCAGGCUGAAGCGCUCACUAGGCCUGGGACGGGACGCCAUUGCUGGCCCUGCCCUUCUGAACCGGCAUCGGAAAUGUAAAUACAUAGCCUUUAUGUAAUAUAUGGUGACUUUGGAUUUCUCUGUACAGUGUUUUGAAUGUGAAAUAAUUGUCAGGACUACGUAUCGUAACAAAAACAUUACUUUACAGAAAUUAAUUUUAAAUUAAUUUCUGUAAAGUAAUACAUGUGAAUUACAAUUUUUGAAACAGCACUCAUUUGCUCUUUUGUGGAAGAUGCUAUUAAGACAUAGGGAGGUAUUUUUCUUAAUCCAAAGUUUGCAAAUUAGGCUUUUCUACCUCAAUUGCAGGUGUUUGUUUGCCUUUAUAAACUGUUGCAAAUAGAAAAAAAUAGGAUAAAUAUAUAUUUUUGGAGUAACAUCCCUAUUUAAAAAUUUUUACACAGAUUGGUGGUUGAAGACUUGCCAUUUCAGGCUAAUAUUUUUAUAUGUUUUGGACUUUUUUAAUUAAACUGUUUUUGCUACUGCUGAGCUCAUGCAGUUUAUACUGUAUUUUGUAUAUUCGUUAUGUUCACAAGUCUGCAAGGGACUAGUUUAAAAUCCUUUCUCUCUCUAAUAGAUGUGCCUCAGGUAGCUUUAGCUGUUAAUAGAGUCUUAUUAUUAAUUGUUCUGUAAUGAAAAGCAAAUCCACUAAACUUCUGUAUGCAAAUUUCAGUUCUCAGUACCUUAAACAUACAGGAAUAAUGAGUACAGUGUUGAUGAUGUUGAGUUUUAAUGACAGAUUUCACACGUGGCUCUGCAGCGUGUGCGUUGGUUCAGCGCCCGCAGACGCUGUGGGGAGGGAGGACAAAGAGCCCGCUACCAGCUGCGUUCUGCUGUCGUGUUUUAAGUUGGGAAUAAAGAGAGCUUACCUGGA
Messenger RNA from Eptesicus fuscus (big brown bat), 3298 nucleotides. It is a transcript of the gene LBR, whose product is annotated as lamin B receptor. Lineage: Eukaryota; Metazoa; Chordata; Mammalia; Chiroptera; Vespertilionidae. Gene Ontology annotation, molecular function: oxidoreductase activity, acting on the CH-CH group of donors, NAD or NADP as acceptor. The coding region runs from base 146 to 2035 and encodes 629 amino acids. Gene Ontology annotation, biological process: sterol biosynthetic process. The record is from RefSeq and is a predicted model, not a curated record. The transcript has 14 exons. Gene Ontology annotation, cellular component: nuclear inner membrane.